Messenger RNA from Pleuronectes platessa (European plaice), 2339 nucleotides. RefSeq names its product G patch domain and ankyrin repeats 1 (gene gpank1). Gene Ontology annotation, molecular function: protein binding; nucleic acid binding. NCBI's taxonomy places the organism in Eukaryota, Metazoa, Chordata, Actinopteri, Pleuronectiformes, Pleuronectidae. Bases 537 to 1631 code for a protein of 364 amino acids. The record is from RefSeq and is a predicted model, not a curated record. The transcript has 4 exons.
CAUAUACCCGUGACGUACGUUUCCUGUUUACAAACAGAGGAAGACAGGGCAACUUUACCCUGAAGCAACGAACCCGUUAUUUACGACAUUAAUCGUGUUUCUCUCACUUUGCGUCUUUAUCAGGAUCCUCGUCUGAAGCGUCUUUGGUGAUGUUGACGAACCGAAACCUUUAGCUCAACGCAAACGAGCCGUCGUGCCUCUAUUUAUAUAAAGCUAAUGCUAAAGCUAACCGAGGCUAGCUGAAUGCUAAGUGUUAGCCAAGGGAUUAUGUGGGUUAAAUGGUGUUUUAAUAUAUAAUACAUGGAUAAAUUAUAUUAUGAUUCUUAAAUUAACCCGCUAGCUACCUGGCUAAGUUAAUAAGUAUUUCCUAAACAUGGUAUUUGUGGCUUCUAACGUGCUGGACGCUACUAGACGUUUCAAAUCUGACGUUUCACAUUGUUUGCGACUAUAGCAAGAGCAGUGUCCUAACCUGGAAAGGGACGUCGUCACUGGGACGGAAUUUCUAUGAAACACCGGUGAAACUAGGAUCUCUCCUCAUGGCUACUUUCGGGUUCACUCCUGCCAGUGAGCAGGAUUUCUUCUGCGCUGAGACGAUGGGUCAGUCCAGCUCUAAAACGAACUGUGUGAUCACCGGGGAAGAGGCCAGGCAGUUCUACGAGAACUUAACCAAAGAAGGUGCUCGAGGAAAAGAAGCAUCAAAGAGUGUCCGCAGACAAACCCGAGAGUCCAACAGAAGAGCCCGGAGGAGAGACAGGGCUGCGGAGACGCAUCAGAACCAACAAACCAGUUCAAGAGUGGAAAGACAGACUGGGAGAGGAAGUGGAGACUCCCACAGGAGAGAGACGCCAUCGAGCAGCAACUCAGAGGGAUCCACGGAGCUCCUGGGACUCAGGUUCCUGCGCUGUGCCAACGAGGGGGACGUCCCUGCCCUCAGAGACCUGCUCUCCAGGGGGGUGGACAUAAACUUCCAGGAUUCGUACUUCUGGACGGCGAUGAUGUGUGCGAGCUGGUCUGGACAGAGAGCUGCGGUGAGGCUGCUGCUGACACAGGGAGCCGCCUGGGUGGGGGUGGUCGACACACGGGGAAGGGAUGCCAAAGACCUGGCAAUGGAAGCUGGCCACCGUGACGUGCUAGAGGAGUUGGCGAGCUACGGGAGAAGUGCUCAGGAAGACACUGAGUUGGGUGGCAGUUCCUUUCAGGCUCAGUGGUGUGACGUGUGUUGCAACCAGUACAGCAGCAGCCUGUCGUCUCAUCUCUCCUCCACUCUGCACCAGUUCAGUGUGCGGCAUCCUCCCCCCACCCCACUCUACUGUCUCCCCGCCUCCAGCAACAGCUACAAGAUGAUGCUCCGCUGUGGCUGGAAACCAGGGUCAGGACUGGGCCCAGAGGGGGAGGGGCCCCAGCAGCCAGUGCCAACUGUGCUGAAGAGGGACCAUGAAGGUCUGGGCUUCGGACACAUGAGAAGAGCCAAAGUUACACACUUCCAAGCCCGGGACCGUGACGCUAUCAAACCACCAUUCAAGCAUCUACAGGAGAGAAAAGAAAAAGGGAGGAGGAAGGAAGAAAGUAGCAGAAAAGAGCAAAGGGAUAAAGAGUGGGAGAAAGAUUUCCGUGCCUCUUUUAAUUAUUGACAUCUGCUCACCAGGAUUUUCCCUCUCCCACCUAUUUAACUGAAAGUACUUCAAAAACAUGAGACCCACCCUCACUAAGCAGACGGGACGAUUUAAUCGACACUAUCUCUGACCUGAGAUUCAUCUUUGACCUGAGAUUCAUCUCUUUAAGAAAAGAUGUUUGUGUUUGUUUACUGUGACAAUGUUUGUAAAUCUACCAGAAGUUUUUUUUUUCACAUGGAGCAUAAUAUAAAUACCUUGACUCUACCUCCAAGCUUAUCCUCGGUCAAUCAGUUGUGGUUAUGCCUGCAGGUUAUACAUUCGCCAAAUGUGUCAUUGUGUUUAUAUUACUAAAUAUGGAUGGUUACCAUUGACCCACAAAGACAAACAAACAUGACAGAGACCACUGAAAUGUUCAUGACGUGGGAAAGGAAGGUUUAUUUAGUGUCAGAAGAUUAUGUUUUGUUAUUAUAUUUACUCUUUCUCCUCAAGUCGGCGUCAGUCGACCACCAGUUCUACUCGGACUUUACAUUUGGUAAACAACAUAUUUGCAUCAUUCAAAAUAUGUAAAUUAUUUGAUGUAUUCUGUAUUUCGCAUAAAACGACAUGAUACAAAAAUCAACACGAUCACUAUUAUUGGUUUACAUAAGAUUUCAAUUUUCUGAUGAAAACGAUCAUAGUGUGUGUGUGCGGCAUUGUCAAUAAAUUAAGAGGAUAAUUCAGUCUUGA